CUUGAAGGAGGGAAUUGCUGAGCCUGUCGAUUGACUGGCGCAGCGUCGCAUUGUCAGAUUGCAAGCAUUCGACGUAGCAGUGGUGCCCAAACGACUUGGGGUGGAGCUGUUGGGAAAACAGGCGUCCUCUGCUCCAAGAGGUAUUGUUGGACAGCAGCCCGUACUGCAGCAUGCAUAUCAGGCAUUUAUACGGUGCUGACACCACUGAGACGGUGUACGCAUGCUUGGAGCAAGUCCGAAGGCACUACGCUCCGGAGGCUGCCACUCUUCGUGCCAAGCUUGACUCGAAAGUUUACCAAUUACAAUGCGCAAGCUGGUCGGUGGCCGACAUCAAGACGUUGGACGUCUCUAUGCAAGAGAUCUUCGAUGAGGCACGACAAUGCGGUCGUGAUAUGGCCAAAGACACAGAAGGGAUGCAGCAAUAUUUCUUCCAGGCACUCCCAAAGACGGAGAUGAGUGUCUCUUUCUACCAUUCUGCCAGGGCCAAGGCCUUCCCUGACAUGUGGUCGUUCUUCAGGUAUGUUGAGUCGAACGCGGUGGCAACGGCGCUCAUCAUCGGGUCCAGGCCUGUGCACGCCAACGUGGUUCAACGCACAUACCAGACACCUGUCGAGGUUGAAGGCAAAGGGUGGAGGCACAUGAAUGGGUUGUUCUGCGAGGACAAUGGCCACUCCGUGCAAGAGUGCCACCAUAACGCCAAGGGCACCAAUUUUAGGAAGUCAGGUAGCAAAUUUCUCUCUCGUUGCCCUGCCGCAGUGCCCCCUUGUCGAGUACUGACUGCUACCAUGACAUGAAACCACAUGACCAUCUCUUGAUGCAGUCUAAAGUAGAUGAACAGCGCCAGCGCCGAGGACUACUACCCAAAAUCCUUGGUAAGAGAACAAACUGUCGCCUGCACUCGCUCUUGCUGUACUGGAUGCCGAUGCUAUUGUUCUUGUCGUUGCGGUUGCCAUUAUCGUAGAGCUAGUUGUACCUGAUGCUGG
Protomyces lactucae-debilis is the source of this 983-nucleotide messenger RNA. RefSeq lists its product as uncharacterized. The record is from RefSeq and is a predicted model, not a curated record. Bases 171 to 794 code for a protein of 207 amino acids. NCBI's taxonomy places the organism in Eukaryota, Fungi, Ascomycota, Taphrinomycetes, Taphrinales, Protomycetaceae. The transcript has a single exon.